Molecule: messenger RNA, 1228 nt
Organism: Cherax quadricarinatus
Lineage: Eukaryota; Metazoa; Arthropoda; Malacostraca; Decapoda; Parastacidae
Source: RefSeq, a predicted model, not a curated record
CACCAGUUGGUCAUGACUUCAUCGCCAUGCAAGAGUCCUCACAGACAUCAACAGCUCGUAAUGACUUCAUCGCCAUGGAUGAGCUUUCUUCAUAUUCGGAAGGAGAUAUAUUGCCGGAUAAAAGUUCCUGGGUGAGACGGGACGCAUGGACAAGUCUCUCUGUAAUAAACAUAUACCUGCUGGUCAACAAUGUUGGGUCACUUCUUGGAGAAGACAACCCUAAAAAUAAGGGUGAGGAGAGGGAAGACGAAGGAGGACAACAGAUGCCAAUGAUGGUGCGGGGUGACAACCAACAGCUGUGGCCAGGUGGCAACCUUGUAUACAAGCUGGACUACGAUGUUGAAGAUAAUGUUUAUGGUGAGUGAUAUCUCCAGCACUCUCUCUACAACACUGUCUCUCCAACACUACCGCUCCAAAAUUCUCUCUCUAACACUGUCUGUCCAACACUGUCUCUAAAACACUAUCUCUACAACACUGCCUCUCCAACACUGUCUCUCCAACAUUCCCUCUCCGACACUGUCUCACCAUCACUCUCUCCAGCACUCCAACACUGUCUCUCUAUCACUCUCCAACACUGUGUCAUAUAGUGGGGUCGUGGAAAUGGGAACAAAGGAGAAUAAGUAAGGUCAGGAAGUAGAGGUAACGUGAAGUCACUGGUGACUACCAUCACCUCUCGUCAACCUUCCUUAAUAAAUUAUAUAAAUAAUGAUAAGAAUAAAGAUGAGGACAGUUAAUACACUAUUCCACUCAAAUACACCAACACCGUCUCACCAACACCGUCACACCAACACUGUCUCUCCAACACUGUCACACCAACACUCUCCAACACUGUCACACCAAUACUGUCACACCAACACUCUCUCCAACACUGUCACACCAACACCGUCACCCCAGCACUGUCUCCAACACCGUCACAAAAAAACUGUCACACCAACACUGUCUCUCCAACACUGUCACACCAACACUCUCCAACAUUGUCACACCAAUACUAUCACACCAACACUCUCUCCAACACUGUCACACCAACACCGUCACCCCAGCACUGUCUCCAACACCGUCACAAAAAAACUGUCACACCAACACUGUCACACAAACACCGUCACCACCAACACCGUCGCACCAACACUGUCAUACCAACACUAUCACACCAACACUGUAUCUCCAAUACUGUCACAUCAACACUGUCAUACCAACGCUAUCACACCAAUACUGUCUCUCCAAUACUGUC